CUCCCGGCUGGGCCCGAGAGGCCUCGGAUCCCGGCCGCCCUCCGGCCCCCGCCGCUGUCAUCGUCGCGUCCCCGGAGGGAUGGGGCGGGGAUCGGGGAUCAGAGCCGCAAGCGAGGCCCGCGGGGAGAAGAGGGAGAACGGAGGGGAUGGGUCACGGCCCCCCGAAGUCGGGCCCAGAGAGCGCCCCGAGCGGGGGCUGAGAACACAAUGUCAACUGAGGGACAGCAACAAGAACAGUUGUCCCAGUCAGAUCUUUCCCCAUCAUCAAAUUCAUCUAGUUCGUUUGAGAUAAUAGACAUGGAUGCUGCUAGUUUGUAUGAGCCAGUGUCUCCUCACUGGUUUUACUGCAAAAUAAUAGACUCUAAAGAGACGUGGAUUCCCUUCAAUGCUGAAGAUUCACAUCGGCUAGAAGAAGCUUAUGGUUCUGAAAAAGAUUGUAAUGGAAAAGUUGUUCCCACUGAUGGUGGCCGAUAUGAUGUACAUUUGGGAGAGAGGAUGCGGUAUGCUGUGUAUUGGGAUGAGCUAGCAUCAGAAGUGAGACGCUGUACCUGGUUUUACAAAGGAGACAAAGACAAUAAAUAUGUUCCCUACUCAGAGAGUUUUAGCCAACAAUUAGAGGAAACCUACAUGCUUGCUGUAACUCUGGAUGAAUGGAAAAAGAAACUUGAAUCUCCAAAUAGAGAAAUCAUUAUAUUACAUAAUCCAAAGCUGAUGGUUCAUUACCACCCAGUGGCAGGAUCUGAUGAAUGGGGUUCUGUACCUACUGAACAGGGGCGUCCCAGAACCGUGAAGAGAGGAGUUGAGAACAUCUCUGUUGAUAUUCCUUGUGGAGAACCCUUAAAAAUAGAUCAUCUGGUUUUUGUGGUCCAUGGUAUUGGACCAGCUUGUGAUCUUCGAUUCAGAAGCAUUGUACAGUGUGUUAAUGAUUUCCGUGGCGUUUCCUUGAACCUGCUACAGACACACUUUAAGAAAGCUCAAGAGCAGCAACAGAUUGGCCGGGUAGAGUUUCUUCCUGUCAACUGGCAUAGCCCUUUGCAUUCUACUGGUGUGGAUGUAGACCUGAGGAGAAUUACUCUGCCCAGCAUCAACCGCCUUCGGCACUUCACCAAUGACACAAUCCUGGAUGUCUUCUUUUAUAAUAGCCCCACCUACUGUCAGACUAUUGUGGACACAGUUGCUUCUGAAAUGAACCGAAUAUACAAACUCUUUCUGCAGAGGAACCCUAAUUUCAAAGGGGGCGUAUCCAUAGCUGGCCAUAGUUUAGGAUCACUUAUAUUGUUUGAUCUUCUAACUAAUCAGAAAGAUCCUUUGGAGAAUAAUGACAGCGAAAAGGUUACUUCAGGGGUUGUUUUGGAUCAGGGAGAUACACUGGACCUAGAAGAAGAUUUAAAGAAACUUCAGCUCUCUGAAUUCUCUAAUCUCUUUAAGAAGGAGAAAAUAGAUAAAACAGCUCUGGCUUUGUGUACUGACAGAGAUCUUCAGGAAAUGGGAAUUCCUUUGGGACCAAGAAAAAAGAUACUAAACUAUUUUAAGAAUGGAGAAAACACAGAGGGUAUUAACAAAUCGAAUCAGCAGUCAGCUUUGGGAAGGAAUUUACCUGUACUUUCAGAAAAAAUCAAAGACUGCAAUAGUAUUGAUGGUGCUGGAAAUGAUGAAUAUUUGGAUAUUAGCAUUGGACAGGCUUCUGUGAAAUAUCCUAGGCUAAUUUACAAACCAGACAUCUUUUUUGCCUUUGGAUCUCCUAUUGGAAUGUUCCUUACUGUCCGAGGACUGAAAAGAAUUGAUCCCAACUACAAACUUCCAACAUGCAAAGGUUUCUUCAAUAUUUAUCAUCCUUUUGACCCUGUGGCAUAUAGAAUUGAGCCAAUGGUGGUUCCAGAUGUAGAAUUUGAGCCUAUGCUGAUCCCGCAUCAUAAAGGCAGGAAAAGGAUGCAUUUGGAACUGAGAGAAGGCUUGACCCGGAUGAGCAUGGACCUAAAGAACAAUGUGCUGAGUUCCCUAAGGAUGGCCUGGAAAUCUUUUACCAGAGCUCCCUACCCAGCUCUUCAGGCUACAGAAGCAGCUGCUGCAGAGGAACCUGAGCCUGAGCCUGAACCAGUUCCUGAAAAGCCCAGUGGUUGGUGGAGCUAUGUUCCAGCAGGAGACUCACCAGUGGCCAAUAAAGAAGCUGCUUCUAUCAAUGUUGGAAUGCUGAAUGGGGGCCAACGCAUUGACUAUGUAUUACAGGAGAAACCUAUUGAAAGCUUUAAUGAAUAUUUAUUUGCAUUGCAAAGCCAUCUCUGCUAUUGGGAAUCUGAGGAUACGGUUUUAUUGGUCCUUAAGGAAAUUUAUCAAAUCCAGGGAAUCUUCUUGGAUCAGCCUGCCCAGUGAAAAACAUCAUCUCUACUUUGUCUGUGGCUCCUUAAUAUGAACACUGAGGAUUGCUUCUCUAGAAAACUCACCUUUUUUGUUUUCUGUUCCUGAACUCCGCUUGUCCCCUGCCCACCAUGGAAUGGAGAAUUGACUUCUUUUGGAAGUGUUAUGAAUACUUUUAUCACUGGCUUUCACUAUAGCCAGUGUUAAGAAUAUUUUUACUCCUCAGUAUCUUUUCGUUAUUGAUGACAGUAUGUAGACUGCAAAGUAGACCUACCUAUCCAUAUUGGGUUUGAGUAAGUAGAGAACUUUUUCUUAAUUGUUUGGAAAAAUCCCUUGUUUGUGACUCCAGCCUAACAGCUGGCAGGAUGAAUGAGCGUAGAUGUUGUUAGUGCCUAGUUCUGGGUAGUAAUGAGAUAACUUGUAUUCAGAGUUGCAGUGCAUAUGUACCCUGAGUCUGAAUGGCAUUGUCAUAGGAUAGUUUCUGAGUGGCCAAAACUCCACUGAAUUAGUGUUAAAUCAGGUGUUAUGUCCAAAGAUGUCAAAAGUCUUAGAAUAGUGGUUUCACACUCAAAUCGAAAAGGAUCCCUGCCACUCAUAUUGACUUAGAAAACCACAAAUUAACAUUAUGUUGUAUUUUUAUUUAUUUUGUUAAGUGUUUCCCAAUAACAUGCUAAUCUGACUUAGAUCUCAUUUGGGUGUUCUGCAAUUCUGUUUGAUUCUUGUGUCUUAGCAACUUCUUUUCCACUUUAUACCUCCUGCUGAGAAGCUCAGGAUACAGUUUAUUGGCCAUUUGAUGUAAUAUUUCCAAUAGUACUAGGUGAUGUAAUAUAGGUGAGGUUAAAAAAAACCUCAAAAUAACCUUGUUUGGAAAUACACACUAAAAUUGAUAAACGCUAUUCGGGUUCAUGCACUAAAAAAAGUAAAACGGGAAGUCUUGCUAACCAUUUAAAUGAAACUGAAACUUUGUAAAAUUUCUUGCCAAACCCAUUUGGGUGAGAGUGGUAUUGUUUGCACUCUACAACCAUGGCUAGGAUGCUAUUUGUAAACAGCCACUUUGCUCUCUCCACUCUCCUGAGCGCUUCUUAGAAAGGCUCUUGGCAGGCUGUGGUGGCUGAGCAGAUGCUUUGGAGCAGCAUUCAUGUAACUCAUCCUGCAAGGUAGGGCCUCGGGGGCCAAGAUGAUAGCCGUGGCAGUAUAUGCACACUGCCAGCUGAGCCUGGAGUGGCUUGGCAUUGGUGUGUGAAGGCAAGUGAAUUCAUGUGAUAGGACCAUUGGCAGCGAGUCCCUGGUUUUAAGGUACCUGCCUAGUUGUGAAUGCCUUUCUCUCCAUGGCUUGGGUGUUGCUGGCUGGGUGGGGUAGCACAGGGUUUCACUGUAUUGCAAGUUUCACUACUAUCUUUACUACUUAAAAAACUAUCACACUCCACUUCUCAAGUACUAGAAGCAGAAAGACUUCAUUUAAAAUUAAUUUUUAUGUAUUGCAGUACUAAGGUUAGGAUCAUUUCUUAAUAUAUCUUCAGAGUAGCAGUGGCCUUUAUAGAGAAAGGCUAGCAGGCAGGGAAGCUCCCUGGCAAAGGGCCAUUCUAUGCUCAUCUCAAUGACUGAAUGAAGAGAGCAAGACAGAACUUGCUUGGCCAUUUCUUAUCCCCAAUUGCAAACAAAUACUGACCAAGAAACUUAGAAAUUUGUUACAGGGGAUGUUGUCUGUAAUGUUUAUUGUAUAAAUGUGAUGAGUUUGAACUAAAUGUUGCUAAAGGCCUCAGGAACCAUCCGAGUUGUGCAUUAAACAACUGCUGCCUCUAAUGUGGGUUGUGCUCUGGGUGCUGAGCAGCAGGUCACAGUUGAUGAACCAAGGGACAAGGUCCCUUAUAACCAAAGAUGGAAAAGGUAUAAAUAGGAUAGCUGAGCUAUAAUCAAUCUCUGUACCAAAAGUAGGAACUAUUAGUGAAAAAGAAUGUUUGUUUGUAAGAGCUUUGUCUUUUGUCUCACCCGCCUGUGACGUAUCAUGGUAUGUAUGGUGUAUAUCUGUUGGCUGUCAUUAGCCUUUGACUUAACUUUAUUUGUAUAUUAUUUGCACUAUUUACAAUUCAUCAUGUGCAAUCUCUUGACCAAGCCUGAAAAGCUUAUUGAGUCUGUGCUAAAAUCCUUCCCAAUGCAGUGACAUUUUGCACAUAUUCCUGGCAAUAGAAUUAGUACUGCUCAUUUUAACAAAAGCAACCGUUUGCUGCAUGGAACAACUAACAGUUCUGAUUGGCUUUUCAAUUUGGGGCACUUUUGAAAUGUUUUUUAUAAUGUGAACCUAUAUAAAAUUCUUUGCUGAAUUCUGAAAUAAAACCUUACUCACAGAC
Messenger RNA from Sarcophilus harrisii (Tasmanian devil), 4703 nucleotides. It is a transcript of the gene DDHD2, whose product is annotated as DDHD domain containing 2. Gene Ontology annotation, molecular function: protein binding; metal ion binding; triacylglycerol lipase activity. Gene Ontology annotation, cellular component: COPII-coated ER to Golgi transport vesicle. The coding region runs from base 208 to 2370 and encodes 720 amino acids. The record is from RefSeq and is a predicted model, not a curated record. The transcript is spliced from 18 exons. Lineage: Eukaryota; Metazoa; Chordata; Mammalia; Dasyuromorphia; Dasyuridae.